CCCAAAAAAAAAAACAGAAUUUCACGCCAAAGUUGGCCACGCACUGUGGUGUGUCCAGCAGGCUCAGUGCUUACUGCUGCUGUCAUGGUUCGGUUGCUAAACUGCAUCGUCGCUGUGUCCCAGAACAUGGGCACCGGCAAGAACGGUGACCUGCCCUGGCCGCCGUUCAGGAAUGAAUUCAGGCAUUUCCAGAGAAUGACCACAACCUCUUCAGUAGAAGAUAAACAGAAUUUGGUGAUCAUGGGUAGGAAGACCUGGUUCUCCAUUCCUGAGAAGAAUCGACCUUUAAGGGAUAGAAUUAAUGUAGUUCUCAGCAGGGAACUCAAGGAGCCUCCACAAGGAGCUCAUUUUCUGGCCAGAAGUCUGGAUGAUGCCUUAAAACUUACUGAACAACCAGAAUUAGCAAAUAAAGUAGACAUGAUUUGGAUAAUUGGUGGCAGUUCUGUUUAUAAGGAAGCCAUGGAUCACCCAGGCCAUCUUAAACUGUUUGUGACAAGGAUCAUGCAGGACUUUGAAAGUGACACGUUUUUUCCAGAAAUUGAUUUGGAGAAAUAUAAACUUCUGCCAGAAUAUCCAGGUGUUCCCUCUGAUGCCCAGGAGGAGAAAGGCAUUAAGUACAAAUUUGAAGUAUAUGAGAAGAAUGAUUAAUAUGAAUGUGUUUUCUGGUUUAAGCUGUUCCUUCUCCCUCUGAAAAAAAAUUAUGUAUUUUUACAUUAGAAAAAAAGACU
This is a messenger RNA of Saimiri boliviensis boliviensis (Bolivian squirrel monkey), 728 nucleotides long. The record is from RefSeq and is a predicted model, not a curated record. NCBI's taxonomy places the organism in Eukaryota, Metazoa, Chordata, Mammalia, Primates, Cebidae.